AUGAUGGAUAAAAUCGCCAGUAGGGGAGUUCUAAGUGCCGAUGGUCAAUAUCCAGUAUGGAUGAAUACGAGUGAGAAUGAAUUACUCGCUGAAGCCCAAGCUCAAAAGGUGCUCCAACAGCAGCAGCAGCAAUUGGGAGGAUCAGAAAGUAGAUUGAGCAAAGAAAUGGAAGCUAUCUACAGUACCAUCUCUAAACCUGGUAUGGGUCCCGGAGGUUUGAUGCCUUUCUUGUCGGAUGCGUUGGUCGAAUCGAUCGAAUCUCAAAAACAACAACAACAACAACAACAAUCAGGAUCGGGACUAGGGUCGGGUAAUCAGUCUGCCGCUCGAGGUGGUUUGAAUACUAGUGGAUUGGGGGGAGGCAGUGGGAUAGGACAGACAUUAAGUCCAGAGAUCGCAAACAAAUUUGGAAAGAAACAGACGAUAGGUAAAGAUGGACAUUUACAUGUUAUUCAUAAUAUGACUCAGGAACAACUUAUGGCUGAGAUUAAUAAAGAUGGAGGUUUACCUGGAGAUGGACAGGUACGGUAUAAAGAGGGUGAGAAAGAGUUUGGGAGAGUGGGGGACAUGUUAAGAGGGAUAUAUCAGUGA
This is a messenger RNA of Kwoniella mangroviensis CBS 8507, 591 nucleotides long. RefSeq lists its product as uncharacterized. The transcript has a single exon. Lineage: Eukaryota; Fungi; Basidiomycota; Tremellomycetes; Tremellales; Cryptococcaceae. Bases 1 to 591 code for a protein of 196 amino acids. The record is from RefSeq and is a predicted model, not a curated record.